GCCUAAAGCAACACCAAUCACCUUUCCUUCACCACCAUCUCUAAGCCGCCUCUCAGUUUACAGCCUCCUCGAGUGAUUAACAUUUCCCUGAAAAUCGUGAAUAAACGAGAUGAUCACCAUCAGUUUCAACAAUGGCAAGGAGAGCAAGUAAAAAUUGGGCAGACGAGGAGAUCAAAGGCUUGUUGUCCAUUUGGAAAGAUAGGUCCAUCCAGGAUCAACUGGCCGGGGCAGUGAGGAAUAAAGAUGUGUUCGUGAGGAUCUCCAACAGCCUUAACGCCUUAGGGGUCAACCGGGACUGGAAGCAAUGCCGAGCUAAGGUGAAGAACCUUAAAUACGAAUACAGGACCAUGGUUAAUCAGAGGAAAUCCGGCAGGAGGUGCAAAUCUAUGCGCUUCUACAAUGAAAUUGACGCGGUGCUGGGUUGCCGACCUCUCCAGGCCAAAGGGCCACAGGACAGAUCAUCCCUCAAUGUGACGAUCAAACAAGAAGAAGAGGAGAAAUUGGAAAACGGCCCACCCCAGGCAUCUUCAGCCUCUGAAAACGUCACAGCAUGCUAUGUCCAACCAGCUGUUGCCAUCAGCAGAGAUGAGGAAGAAGAUAAAGUUCUGCCUGAACCACAGUCUGGAGCAGGCAGUGUUACAGCAGAAACAGAAGGCCCUGUGGAAGAAGAGAUGAUUAGCACAGCCUCGGAGGCUCCUGCUGCAACAAGCAGAAAAAGGACUGAAGCUGAACAUGAGUGCUCAGUGCCAAAGAAGAGAAUGAAGCUGAAGAAAGGAACCAUGUUUCAGAGACACAUUGGCACCAUUAUCAACACCUUCAUGGACUAUCAGAGGAAAGCUGAAGAAAGGUUCUACAAAUGGGAGGAAGAGAGGCGGAGAGAGGAGCGUGAGCAUGAGCUGCGGAUUAUCCAGUUAUUGCUUGAUCAUUCCAGAUCCUCAAUGAUUCAAACACCUCAGACACCAGAUUAUCUGAGAUCAUUGCACAGCCAGAACACCCACAUGUUCACACCUCCUCCCUCAAACAAUUAAUAUUUAGGAUCUUUUUAAUUGUUUAAAUUACUUGCUGUCGAUGGUGCUCUCUUGUGACAUCCUAUGUUAGCCAGGAGCAGUUAAAUUGCCGUUUCCCAGAUUUACCCCCACCCACAUUGGCAGCUCCUACAGGAAGUGGAUGAAUGGUGAGUGGGUUAAUAGAAAGAAAAGCUCCCCGGUGAUUCAGUUGCAUUAUUCACUACCAGAAACAAACCAAGUAGGUCCCAGUUUCCAUCCACAGGCAGUGCUGAGUUCGCUGACCUCAGUAUAGGGGUGUUAUAAUUGAUCUUUCCAGGCUUGGCUAGGGUUCCCUUUCUGAAUCAUUAUCAUGCCUAACUAUAUGUGUGUAUACAUAUGUGUGUUGGACAAGGACAAGAUUGGGCUUGGAUGUAAUGUCCCUCUCCCCAGAGUUAAAAAGCCUGUUGCCUUUUGUUGCUUAGCUUCACUUUCCUCAGUACCAGAAGCUACAAGCACCAUGGAGCUGUAUCCCAGCAAAUCCAGAGAGGAGGAAAUAUUAAUUGUAAGAAAACAAACAAUGGAAAGGAAGGUUGACAGCAUCUGAAAGAGAAAGGUUUGGGAUGCAUUUUGGGUGGGACUGUUCCUCGGGAUAUGCUCCUAUGAUGAAAAAUCUCACUUCUUUGAUGCCGAUUGACUGUCUAUACACUUCCACCAUUUCCUGUUUUUCUUUAUAAAAGUUCAUGUUUACCUGCUGCUCAGGUUGGUGACACUGUGGUUUUAAAAAGUCUUGGAGAAUCAGGACAGUAUCCAGAACUGCAAAGGGUGAUGAGUGACACUUAACGUGACAGGAAUAAUUGGAUUCAUUGUAUAAACUACCCACCUUUUAUUUUGCUCUAUGAAAUUUGUUUUCUCACUGGGAAACAAUAUCUUCAGAUCGGAUACAACAAACCCCUAUAUCUCAAUGAUUAAAUACACCACAUGGUGUGGUACUCUUCAGAAAUGGUGAGGGUUCUAGGUGUUCCAAUUUUGAUUUCCUGGUUGUACUGGGUACAACUAAUUUACAUGUGGCAGUUAGGGGAACUGUUAACCUCAGUUUCAAUGGGUUAGGGAAAAAAAUCAUUCCAGGCUUGUUCAUUUUUUACUAUCCAGUGACCUCUGCUGGAAAGUAUUUAUGUGUCAGGUGAGAACAGGAUCAGGUUUAACUUCGAUGGUGUGUGUCACAGUUGAAUCACCUGCCCGUACAUAUUUGUACGGUCUGUUGGAUGAGGUACUAUACUGGCACCAUAGAACCAUUCUCCAACAAGAGUCAGAGGAGGGAGGAAAACUGAAUGAGAAAAAAGGGCGUUCAGGAAUAUUAAUUUUCUUUAAUGGAUCAAAUGAAAUAGUUCACUGUAUCAUAAUCACAACACUUAACCUAAUCUCCAAACACUGGUAAUGGAUGAAAAGUGUCAUGAUCAGUCAUGAGUGGGUGAAGCUCUCUUCAUUCCUAUUUUAGGAUAAAGCAAUUGGUUUUACUUGGACACAUUCCCUUAUGUUAGGAAGACCAUUAUGUUUUGAGGAAACAACUUCUAAAGUCUGAUAAAAGAACAUGUAAAUUAAAGGACACUGUACUGAAAUCUUGUAUUAUGACACAUUAUGAUACAGUAACUAUCCUGAUAAUGCAAUGCAAGAUCCAACCUUGGAAUAUUAUAUACAUCAUUUGAUGCUGUAUAAGUGAGAUCUUUCAUCAGAAAGCUCGUAGCACUCUUUUUCCUGUCACUCAAGUAAACAGCAAAAUCAGCAGUUUUAUGUUUCACUGAAAAAUGAAUCAAAGGUUUAUGUUACGUGUAAGCUGAUUCAUGAUUUCUGGCUGAUAGAUUUGUUCAGUCAAUUUACUUUUUAUUAUAAUCACUUUCCUUUUUUUACACAGCACUGAUUUGCUUAAAUAUAUUUAAAUUAUAAUAUUAAUCCUCCCAUUUAUUGAAUCAAAGUGUCUCGUAGUGCUGUGCACAAUGAAAAUAGUGAGAUUUAGGAAAAUGUAGGAAAAACACUAGAGCACUCUGUAUCCCACCAAUAGCAGGAAAAUGAAUGGGAUUAUUCAAUUUUUUGAAGUAUUAAAUGAGGGAAGAAUGUUGGCCAGAACACCAAGUAGAAUUUUCUGCUCGUCUGAACCACUGGACAGACAGACAGGUUCUUGUAUUCACAUCUCAUGCAAAAGACAGCACCUCCAAUAAUGCAGCAUCAGAUUGUUUGCAUAGAGUGGGGUUGAAUUCAUAAGUUUCUGACCCAGAGAUGAGGGUGCCAGAAACUGUGUCAAGCCUCCUUAAUUAAUCCAUGCACGUUUGUUUGAUGCAACAGUACUCAUAAGAUGGCGUCCUCAGUAAAAUUGCUGCUCGUAUCCCUGCUUUACAAUUCAUAGUUCAGUAGCUCUAGAAAGUUACCUGAGCAGAGGUUCAGAGACAGAGAAUGUUUUAAUAAAGGAAAAUAAAAACAUGGAAUUAUUUUAUGGCUGGUUGGUAGAGUGGUCCUUGAGCAAGUUGUUGAAGACAUUUUAAGAUUUAUGCAUGACUCUUUAAUCUUCAACUAGUCUCAUAUACCAGAUUUAUUUAAAUCUAGAAGAAUAGCCAUAAUCAGAGAAAUAAAAGUGAUCCAUUAAUAAAGGACCCAAACUUUAAGAUUACUAACACAUCGAUUUUGGUUGUAUUGUCCACUACCCAGGAUAUGGGGCAUCUCCAGUAUGCUGCAUAAUUUGGCUGUCCCUCUGGACAUUCAAUUUCAUCCCACUGGAGAACAGAUCCAUGUCCUCCUAUGGAUUAGGAGGAACAAGAACAAUCUACAUCAAAAACUGAUUCUCAGAUGUUGCCAAAUAAUGUCUGUAUCUGGGUGGUCCUGGAGAAAGAGCAUGUGGUUUCCACCAGCAUGUAUGGGGCUUCCCUGUCCAGUGGAUACUGCAAAGAAUGGAAUAUCUGGUAGACAUAAAUAACAACAUUGUGAUUUAGGUGUUUUUUUCUUUUUAUAUUAGAUUUUAUGUUUCAAUCAUUAUAUCAGUUGUGCUUAUGAACAGCCAUUUGUAAAUUUGUUUUGCAGUUAAUACCCUUAUAUGUCAAUUAAAAAUGGCUCUUCUAAUAUAAUAAACCUUGUUAAACAUU
Molecule: messenger RNA, 4114 nt
Organism: Carcharodon carcharias (great white shark)
Lineage: Eukaryota; Metazoa; Chordata; Chondrichthyes; Lamniformes; Lamnidae
Exons: 4
Coding region: 132-1028 (298 amino acids)
Biological process (GO): positive regulation of DNA-templated transcription
Cellular component (GO): nuclear body
Source: RefSeq, a predicted model, not a curated record